Messenger RNA from Gossypium raimondii (Peruvian cotton), 707 nucleotides. Its product is annotated as probable histone H2A variant 3. NCBI's taxonomy places the organism in Eukaryota, Viridiplantae, Streptophyta, Magnoliopsida, Malvales, Malvaceae. The transcript is spliced from 2 exons. The coding region runs from base 161 to 565 and encodes 134 amino acids. Gene Ontology annotation, cellular component: nucleosome. The record is from RefSeq and is a predicted model, not a curated record. Gene Ontology annotation, molecular function: protein heterodimerization activity; structural constituent of chromatin; DNA binding.
CUUUAUUCCAAAGUAACCUGUUUCUUCGAACAAGGGCAUUCCUUUUUCCCAAUCCCUGAGAGACCCCAAAGCUUCGUCUUCCAUUGUUUUUCCCCAUUAAGCUUCUCUGUUUCUUUUAAUUGUAAUAUUUAGGGUAAGUUUCGAUUUUUGGCGGGGAAGUAUGUCUGGGAAAGGAGCCAAAGGUUUGAUAAUGGGCAAAAACUCGGCUUCUAACAAGGACAAAGACAAGAAAAAACCCAUCUCUCGUUCUUCUCGAGCUGGUCUCCAGUUUCCGGUGGGUCGUAUCCACCGUCUUCUAAAGUUAAGGACCACUGCACAUGGGCGAGUGGGAGCCACCGCCGCAGUUUAUUCCGCUGCUAUUCUCGAAUACUUGACUGCAGAGGUGUUGGAGUUGGCCGGUAAUGCAAGCAAGGAUCUCAAGGUGAAACGUAUUACUCCCCGGCAUUUGCAGCUCGCCAUCCGUGGUGACGAGGAACUCGAUACUCUGAUCAAGGGAACCAUUGCUGGUGGUGGUGUGAUCCCUCAUAUCCAUAAGUCGCUCAUCAACAAAACAUCCAAGGAGUAGACUAUAUAAGUGUGUAUAUAUAUAUUGCUUGUUGAGAUUUGCCUGGUCUCUGUUCUGAGCUUGCCUUAGUGAAUUUGAAAUUGUGGAUUCAUUAGGUUCAACUAUGACAGUUUAUAUCAAUGGAUUUGUUUUUUUGGGAUUA